AUGGGGUUUUCCUUGGUUGGGGACUCUCUUGGGACCUUCCCUCUCAUCCCUCUCUUCCUAUCCCAACCUUUCUCUUGCUCCUCAAAUUCCUUCCCAACACUCUCCUGAUGGUGAUCGUGCUCGAGAAGGAACUUGCUGCCAUCUCCAUGCAACCAGGGGACGAUGUGAAGCCGGAUGUGCAUGGGCAUGAGGGUGAUGUGGGAUUUGUGGGAAAGGUUGUGAUGCACCCUCUCACGCACUGGGUGAUUGAUUCGGGUUGCACCAGUCACAUGACCCCACAGGCAGAUUUGCUUGAUGAGGUAAAACCCCCUGGGAAGAUUAAGUAUGUGGCAGCAGCGUCAGAUGAGGUGCAGCAGCCUUCAAGACAGGUGGAGGUUGCAGUGUCAGAGGAGGAGAUGUCUGGGGUGACUGAGGAAGGGGGAGCAGCUGAAGUAGAGCAGCAGCAGCAGCAGCAGCAUGAGUCUCCAUCUCGAGUUCCACACCCGCCUGAGCGACCUAGGAGGGAUGUGCGCCCUCCGGUGAGGCUGACCUAUGGGGGAAGAGGCAAGCCAAAUGUGGUGCAGGCUGGGAGUGUGGUUGAGCAGAUUGAGGAAGAUGAGAUCGCUCACUGCUACUGGGCACCAAUCCCUGAGCCCAAGACUCGAGAGGAGGCCUUGAAUGGACCAAAUGGGGAGAAGUGGAAGGCGACAAGAAGCAGAAUGAGGUGGGAUUGUCUUCAUGUGAGACUGAGUACAUGGCCUUACACCAUGGGGCCAAGGAAGUAGGAGGGAAUCUUUGUGCUUAUGGGGUUUUCCUUGGUUGGGGACUCUCUUGGGACCUUCCCUCUCAUCCCUCUCUUCCUAUCCCAACCUUUCUCUUGCUCCUCAAAUUCCUUGUGAGAUUCUUGAACUUUGAUUGAACUCUUGAGAUUG
This is a messenger RNA of Closterium sp. NIES-67, 911 nucleotides long. Lineage: Eukaryota; Viridiplantae; Streptophyta; Zygnematophyceae; Desmidiales; Closteriaceae. The record is from the annotation of a GenBank genome assembly.